This is a messenger RNA of Wallemia mellicola CBS 633.66, 1453 nucleotides long. RefSeq names its product NAD(P)-binding protein. The record is from RefSeq and is a predicted model, not a curated record. Lineage: Eukaryota; Fungi; Basidiomycota; Wallemiomycetes; Wallemiales; Wallemiaceae. Gene Ontology annotation, molecular function: oxidoreductase activity, acting on the CH-OH group of donors, NAD or NADP as acceptor. The coding region runs from base 61 to 864 and encodes 267 amino acids. The transcript is spliced from 2 exons.
CGAAAUGAUUGAAAUAACAGCGAGAUGAAAUCGGACUGUCCUCAAUAACAAACUUUCAUCAUGGCAAGCAGUGCAGAAACUCAAAAUCACUUUUCCCCUUCAGAUUUAUUCUCUCUCUCUAAUCAAAACGUCCUCAUUACCGGUGCAACCAGAGGUAUAGGUCAAGCAUGUGCUGUUGGUUUGGCAAAAGCAGGUGCUAAGCAUAUAGUUUUAGUACAAAGAGACACUUCAAAUACUGCAACCAGGGAUCAGAUCACAGACGCAGGAGCUAAGGCUGAUAUUGUCGUUGCUGAUUUAUCAAACAUUGAUGCAGUCAAGGGCGUCUUCGAUCAAGCACUCAAAGUUGCAGACGGUGGUCACAUCGAUGUCCUCGUUAAUUGUGGUGGUAUACAGAGACGCUCACCUAGCACAGAAUUCAGUGAAGAUGACUGGGACGACGUAAUCAACGUAAACUUAAAGUCUGUUUGGUUGCUAUCUCAAGCUGCCGGUAGACAUAUGGUACCUAGAAGACACGGAAAAAUCAUCAACUUUGCAUCCUUGCUCACAUUCCAAGGCGGUUUCACUGUACCAGCUUACGCAUCAGCUAAGGGUGCUGUUGGUCAACUUACAAAGGCUCUUUCAAAUGAAUGGAGCAGGGAGAAUAUUAAUGUCAACGCAAUUGCACCUGGAUAUAUAGCUACAGAUAUGAACGAAAAAUUGCUCGCUGAUCCUACAAGGUUGAGACAGAUAAGUGAGCGUAUCCCUGCCAAUAGAUGGGGCCAACCCGCAGACUUUGUUGGUCCAGUCAUCUUUUUAGCAAGUGAGGCAUCAAAGUAUCUCAACGGUGAGAUUCUUACUGUCGACGGUGGAUGGAUGGGUCGUUAAAUUGUAUUGUAAUGCUAAAGUAGAAUGGUAUGCAUAAAUGUCUGUAAAUUGCAAGUGGAUAUAUUGCGAACUAUCAAGUCGUAUCAAUGAGGUGUUAAUCCUUGCAGUGCCUCUAUUGAUGUAGUUUUCUUUAUACGAAUAGUCAUGAUCUCUUCCUGAGCACUUAAAUGCUACCUUCUGAGUCGGAACUGUAAAUACCAUUAUUAAAGUCGAUAAACCACCCUUCUUUGAUGAGGAUUCCUCCCAAAUCCUUCAAUGGUACUCCCGCAGCUUUCAAACCUAACAUAUCAGUAGCGAAUUGUAGUAUCUUCUGAUUGUCGAAUUUGAUAUUGAGAUGGCCACUUGUAGAUAUCGCUUUUGCUAGUGUUCCAUAGAUUGUUCCUGCUACGAAGGCUUCAUCUAUGGAAUUACUGCUGGUGUAUGAUCUCGUACGCGAAUGGGUGCGUGGUCUACGAGAACUUUCUGCUCUGAUGAACUCUGAUGUCUUCAAUGAAAGCAUAUAGGUCGUUCUUUCAUCCCAAAUGCAAUAUAAGUUGGCCUUUUUAGAAACCCUCAGCGACAUGAAGAGUAAAAACGUUCUUGCAUCAUC